Hypanus sabinus (Atlantic stingray) is the source of this 440-nucleotide messenger RNA. Its product is annotated as ubiquitin carboxyl-terminal hydrolase 47-like. Gene Ontology annotation, cellular component: cytosol; nucleus. The transcript is spliced from 4 exons. Gene Ontology annotation, biological process: protein deubiquitination. Gene Ontology annotation, molecular function: cysteine-type endopeptidase activity; cysteine-type deubiquitinase activity. Bases 102 to 440 code for a protein of 112 amino acids. The record is from RefSeq and is a predicted model, not a curated record. NCBI's taxonomy places the organism in Eukaryota, Metazoa, Chordata, Chondrichthyes, Myliobatiformes, Dasyatidae.
ACGAACAGAGAGAUAUAGAGGAAUGUUUUCGCAAUCUGGUGAACAAACUGAAUAGCAAAGUGGAUCAGGAGCAUAAUAUUCUGAAGAUUUAUCAGGUCACCAUGGUUAACACAUUGAAGUGUUUAAAAUGCACACAAUCCAUGAAUGAAGACACAGUUUUCCUGGAUAUACCGCUAUCUGUUUGCUCGGCUAAUGCUGCAGAAAAUUUUGAUUCCAUGGAAAAGGGUCUUGAACAGUUUUUGAAGGAGGAAAGAAUGGAAGGUGACAACAAAUGUUAUUGUAACAACUGUGAGAUGAAGACUGAAACAUCAUCAAGAUACUAUUUUAAGCACUUGCCACAAAUCCUUACAUUUCAACUGAAACGCUUUGAAUUCGAUAAUAACUACAUGGCAUUUCAGAAACUGUUCCCCCUGGUUUGGAAUUUACAAGAUCUCAGGUAA